AUGGCUACUGAAGAUAGUUUUCUAGUUCUUGUGCACAAUAAAGGUAUGAUUAAGAGAAAAACGCGAUCGGAAAAAAAGUUCACUGAUAAGGAUUUGUUGAGCGUCUUUAUCAGACCUUUUAUGAGCCUUGUUAAUUUUCAGAACAUCGUACCACAGAAAUUGGGAACGCAUGGGAUGAAACGAAUUGAGAAGUUAUAUUAUCGAAUUCCCAUUUCUGUUGUCCGCGAUAGGUUGAAGUACAACUCGUUUGUGAUAGGCAGUGACGAGGAUUUGCAAGUUUUAUUUCACUGUCGUCGUCAGUUUCCGAAGGUGAGAAUCCCUGAAUUAUUGGCCAAGCUUGUGGAUGUGGUCUCUAGCUCAGGAGAAUCGAGCAGGAAUCAUCCAUCAUUACCAACGGUAGCAGCCUCCAGUUCAACCCCUGUUAUUGUAUCUUCAUCUGUGUCUGUAAUUACAUCUGGGGGAGAUUUGGUGGCAUUUCCGUCUUUCGCAGCUGAUCUAUACCACGAUGAGAUCGCGAAACUAGGUACUAAUAUGAAUACUCCUGUUAUGAUUCUGAUUUCUGGGGGAGUUGGAAAACCAGAUGCGGUGGAAGAUGUCCUAGGGGAUGAGGAUGAUGUGGAGCCCGCAUCGAUUGCUGAUGACAGCGAUGAUGAUUUAGGGAGAAGUAUUCCCGUUGGGGCUAGUGGAGCGUCGAGCUUGGGAACUCAGCAGUACCCGCCACACUUUUUGACUCUGGACUUGGAUGCGAUGAGACCGGGGGAUUACCGGAUGUAG
Messenger RNA from Arachis ipaensis, 774 nucleotides. NCBI's taxonomy places the organism in Eukaryota, Viridiplantae, Streptophyta, Magnoliopsida, Fabales, Fabaceae. The record is from RefSeq and is a predicted model, not a curated record.